GUAGCUAUCUCCUUCUCUGCUGGACUGUUCUUUGCUGUCAAAGACUCAAAGUCAAAUCAAACCGACAACUUUGUCGUAGUUUGAAAACCAUACUAUUGUCGCUAUUUUACAGUUAAUAUAAUUCGUCCUGUGCACAAUUCACAAAGUCUCUUAUUACUUAUUACUCAGUCAACACCACCAUCAAUAUGUCUGAAGAAUUGCCACCUGGUUGGGAGAAACGUGUAAGCCGAUCGUCAGGAACGAGCUACUACUUGAAUAUCUACACCAAAGAGAGUCAAUGGGAUACUCCAACUAAACCAGCAGAGCGUGCUUCAUCAAACGGCCCAGAAAAGGUUCAAUGCAGUCAUCUUCUUGUCAAACACAGGGAUUCUCGUAGACCAUCAUCAUGGCGGCAAGACAACAUCACCAUAUCUAAAGAAGAGGCUAUGGAUUUGCUAGUUGUUUAUCAAGAGCAGAUUAUUAAUGGUGAAGCUUCAUUUGCUGAAUUGGCCUCGAAAUACUCAGACUGCAGUUCAGCCAAGAAAGGUGGAGAUCUUGGUAGUUUUGGUAGAGGAGCAAUGCAGAAACCGUUUGAAGAUGCUGCUUUUAGCUUAAAAGUUGGUGGAAUGAGUGAACCUGUGUGGACUGAUUCAGGAGUUCAUAUUAUUCUUCGCACUGCGUGAAUUAAAUUUUUCAUUAAAUUUUCUUUUUACUAGAAUUUUUGGAUGUUUCGUCUAUUGCAUACCCAUAUACAACAUUAUUAUUGCAAGUAUAAAUUUGGUUUUUACAAUUUCUUCAACUGAAUUAAGAAAACACAUCAAGGGUUCAGAGUUUAGAUUAUCUAAAAAUUUUUGUAUUUACCUGACAUUAAGUUUGGUAACACAUACUGCAUAUUUCAUGUUUGCUUACUGAUGAAUUUCAAAAUUGCCAAUCGAUCAGAUUAUUUACACAAAUCGAUAACGUCACAUAGGAGAAAAAGGGAACGACCACAGAAUGAGAAUAUUAAAAUUAGAGGGGUCAGAUUACAAUUUGGCGAUAAUCGAUAGAACGUGGUAGUUUUUUUUUUUUGUUGUUUUAUUUUGCGCCUUCGGGACAUAGAAGGAAUGGAUGGUUUACUCUUCUUUAUGAAAAA
Messenger RNA from Daphnia pulicaria, 1111 nucleotides. RefSeq names its product putative peptidyl-prolyl cis-trans isomerase dodo. The record is from RefSeq and is a predicted model, not a curated record. Gene Ontology annotation, cellular component: nucleus; cytosol. The transcript has 3 exons. NCBI's taxonomy places the organism in Eukaryota, Metazoa, Arthropoda, Branchiopoda, Diplostraca, Daphniidae. The coding region runs from base 186 to 662 and encodes 158 amino acids. Gene Ontology annotation, molecular function: peptidyl-prolyl cis-trans isomerase activity; protein binding.